Molecule: messenger RNA, 3949 nt
Organism: Myxocyprinus asiaticus (Chinese sucker)
Lineage: Eukaryota; Metazoa; Chordata; Actinopteri; Cypriniformes; Catostomidae
Gene: ganabb
Product: glucosidase II alpha subunit b
Exons: 24
Coding region: 133-2940 (935 amino acids)
Biological process (GO): N-glycan processing; carbohydrate metabolic process
Cellular component (GO): glucosidase II complex
Molecular function (GO): glucan 1,3-alpha-glucosidase activity; carbohydrate binding
Source: RefSeq, a predicted model, not a curated record
GAAUAGAUGUCAGACGGAUCAGUUUCCACGGACAGUGAGGUCUUCUGGGACUCCGUUGUUACCCGUUAGUGUUUCAGCAAACACUAAACUAACCGACCUCCGGGAGGCUGGGCUUAACGCUGUGUGUCCAAGAUGGCGGUUAUCUCCAUUGAAAGGAUGGGGCUUCUGUCUGUGGUCUGUGUGUCUCUGUUUUUCAGCAGCACCUUCGCUGUGGACCGGGGAAACUUUAAAACCUGCGAUCAGAGUGCCUUCUGCAAACGUCAACGUGCGCUCAAACCGGGCCAGUCUCCAUACCGAGCUCUUCUGGAUACUUUGGAGCUCAGCAAAUCCAGACUGACCCUCCAGCUCAUCAAUGACAACAACAAGGUGCAUUUGCUGUUGGAGUUGUACAGACUGCAGGGAAAUAUGACACGGGUGAAAAUAAAUGAGCUGAGGCCUCUGAAGCCUCGCUUUGAGGUGCCAGACGUGCUCAUAGCAGAGCCGCCUACUGAGCCUCUCUCAGUGUUGUCUCAGGAUGAUAAUGGAGUCGUGUUGUCUCUGGGAGCAGAGAGCCAGAGGUUGAUUGUUAGUGCCCGUCCAUUUAGGCUGGACAUUAUGAAGGGACCAGAGGUGCUGCUGUCACUUAACUCUCGUGGCCUCUUGGCCUUCGAGCACCUGCGGCUUCGCAAGGACACGCAAGCAGAGCAAGAUGGUGCAGAAGUAAAAGAGAGUGUAGAUGAAGCUCAGCUGGAAGAUGAAGGGGACAAGGUGGAGGAUGGAGAGAGUGAUAAAAAGGAGGAUGGCCUAUGGGAGGAGACAUUUAAAUCUCAUACAGAUACCAAACCAAAUGGCCCCACAUCGAUCAGUUUAGACUUCUCCUUGCCUGGUGUAGAACACGUAUAUGGAAUUCCAGAGCAUGCGGACAACCUAAAACUCAAAACUACAGAUGGUGGAGACCCGUACAGGCUGUAUAAUCUAGAUGUGUUUCAAUAUGAACUCUAUAACCCAAUGGCCUUAUAUGGAUCAGUACCUGUCAUGCUGGCUCAUAAUACACACAGAACCAUGGGCAUUUUCUGGCUUAAUGCAGCAGAGACCUGGGUAGACAUUAGCUCUAACACAGCAGGAAAGACUGUUUUUGGAAAGAUGCUGGAUUUCGUGCAAGGCUCCAGUGAGACGCCACAGACAGACGUCCGCUGGAUCUCUGAGAGUGGCAUCAUUGAUGUCUUCAUCAUGCUCGGGCCCACACCUUCAGAUGUCUUCUCACAGUACACCUCUCUCACAGGCACUCAGUCCUUCCCUCCCCUCGCUAGUCUGGCCUAUCACCAGUGCCGCUGGAAUUAUAAUGACCAGGAGGAUGUGCAGUCAGUGGAUCAGGGAUUUGACCAGCAUGACAUCCCUUGUGACUUCAUUUGGCUUGACAUCGAGCAUACAGAUGGCAAGCGCUACUUCACCUGGGAUACGCAUAAGUUCCCUCAGCCUAAAGAGAUGCUACAGGGUUUAUUGGCCAAGAGGCGUAAGAUGGUGGCUAUAGUAGACCCACACAUCAAGGUUGAUAGUGACUACAAAAUCCACAGCGAGAUUACUUCUAAAGACUUCUACACUAAAAGCAAGGAUGGAGGAAAUUAUGAAGGCUGGUGCUGGCCAGGAAACUCCGGUUACCCAGACUUUACAAACCCAGAGAUGCGGGCCUGGUGGGCCAGCAUGUUCGCCUAUGAUCAGUAUGAGGGCUCAAUGGAGAACCUUUAUACUUGGAAUGACAUGAAUGAGCCAUCUGUGUUCAAUGGCCCAGAAGUCACUAUGCAUAAAGAUGCACUCCAUGGAAGCUGGGAGCACCGAGAUGUACACAAUAUCUAUGGACUUUACGUGCAAAUGGCCACUGCUGAGGGUCAGAUCCAGCGAUCUGGUGGAGUUGAAAGGCCAUUUGUGCUGACCAGAGCCUUCUUUGCUGGAUCUCAGAGAUAUGGUGCUGCCUGGACUGGCGAUAAUGCAGCUGAAUGGGACCAUCUCAAGAUCUCUAUUCCCAUGUGUCUCAGUCUGGGGCUUGUGGGCAUUUCUUUUUGUGGAGCUGAUGUAGGUGGCUUUUUUAAGAAUCCCAGCACUGAGCUGCUGGUUCGCUGGUACCAGACGGGGGCCUAUCAGCCAUUCUUUCGAGCUCAUGCCCAUCUAGACACCCCACGCAGGGAACCCUGGCUCUUUGGCCCAGAGAACACAGCAAUCAUCCGGGAGGCUGUUCGCCAGCGUUAUGCCCUGCUGCCAUACUGGUACCAGCAGUUUUACAAUGCACACAAAACCGGAAUGCCUGUCAUGAGACCUCUGUGGGUUGAUUAUCCCAAGGACACAGCGACAUUCACCAUUGAUGAUGAAUUCCUCAUUGGGAGGGAUUUGUUGGUUCACCCAGUCACUGAGGAAGGAUCUCGUGGGGUCACAGCAUACCUGCCUGGAGCUGGAGAGGUUUGGUAUGAUGUUCACACCUUCCAGAAACACAACGGCGCACAGAAUCUGUACAUCCCAGUCACUCUUAGCUCUAUCCCAGUGUUCCAGCGUGGUGGCUCUAUCAUCCCUAGGAAGGAUAGAGUACGAAGGUCUUCUGCAUGUAUGGAAAAUGACCCAUACACGUUGUAUGUGGCCCUCAGUCCUCAGAAAUUUGCUGAAGGAGAGCUCUACAUUGAUGAUGGCCAUACUUUUAACUAUGAUACAAAGAAAGAAUUCAUUUAUCGUAGCCUCACAUUUACCAACAAUGCUCUCACCUCCAGGAGCCUGUGCCCAGACUGUAACUUCUCUACCCCCUCAUGGAUUGAAAAAGUUAUCAUUUUGGGGGCUAGCAAACCCAUCAAGGUUCUUCUGAAGAUGGAUGGCAAAGAAACCUCUGUAGAGUUUGAGUUUGAUGCCUCCAUGUCAGUGUUAACCCUUCGUAAACCUGGGAUGAACGCUGGGGCCGACUGGACCCUGCAGCUGCAGUAGUGCACUGGAUCUCUACAGCAGCCAGGGCCUGAUGAGAUGAGAGACCCAAAAAAGAGAAUCAAGAAUUUCAUUAUUACUUCAUGAACAUACAAACAAAAUUGAAAAAGUGUAUUAGUGAUUCUGUGUUCUGGGUCAGAAAUAUCUCGGUGCUCAAAAGAAAUGGAUCCAACUGGCAGGGUCAGACAGUAAAUUCUUUCCAUUUUAAAUGUAUUGAAAUGUCAUUUAUCACUUAAAAGUUUUGUUUUUAAUUCCAUGUUGUGAAAAAGAAGUGUUAAAGUCACAAUUAAAUCAUCAUACAAGGCAGAAGAUUUAGAUCAUUUGUGAGUUUAAGAAAUCUGAAUUAUUACUGGAGCAAAUUGGUCUGACAAAUCCUUCCUUUUCAAAAAGGACGACAACACAUCAGGUCCUCAAAUCAUUACUGCAUGUCCCACAGUUUUAAUGACAUUUAAGCUCCAGUAAAUGGUUUAUCGGUGAUCACAAUUGCACAUCAAGGGUUUUUGAAUUUCAAACAAGUUAGUCCUUUACUGGAGACUAAUGAGCAGGAUGUGCUCAUGGCUUGGUUUAAUAGGGGUCUCUUGGGUUUGGAAUAUUUUUAAGGGAUUUUGUUUUUUUCUUGUUGAUUAAUUUUUGUUUCUCAGUGCACUUGAAUAUGUCAGGUGUGUUGGGACAGGGUGAUUAUGUUAAGCCCAGCACUUAUAAUUAUUCCAGCCUCAUGUACUGUGAUGAAAAAGAUUUUGUAUAGUUAAUUUUAAGGUCAUCAAUUAUAGAAUGAUAGAUAUCAUAUUCAACAGAGUGACUUAAAUGUUUUGAACAGAGCCUUGUUGAAAAGGGCUUUGUGUGCAUUCCUGCUUAAUCGUCUUAUGUGACUGUUGUUGAUUUUCCAUUUUAUGGUUUAAUUCCAUUUUUGAAGGUGACCCUGAAAGCAGUUUGAGACUGAAUAUAAUGUCUAAUGUAUUGAUGAAUGGGUGUUCAAAUAAAAUGGUAAUAAAUAUUAAUUGAUAUUCCCAAA